AUGGCUGCUAUACCACAAAUAAGGAGAUUGGAUCCCUCUGUUGUCAAUAAGAUUGCUGCGGGUGAAAUUAUUAUAUCUCCAGUUAAUGCUUUGAAAGAACUUUUGGAAAAUUCGAUUGAUGCAAAGGCUACUAAUAUUGAUGUCUUGGUUAAAGAUGGAGGUAUCAAGCUGUUACAAAUUGCAGAUAAUGGAUGCGGAAUCAAUAAGUCAGAUUUGCCGAUCCUUUGUGAGAGGUUUACCACGUCAAAACUUGAAACUUUCGACGACUUACAAAAACUUAACACAUAUGGUUUCAGAGGAGAAGCACUGGCUAGUAUAUCCCACAUUGCUAGGCUUACGAUAGUAACGAAAACUGAAACUGAGAAAUGUGCAUGGAAGGUGGCAUAUUCUCAAGGCAAAAUGCUGAAUGAACCUAGUCCGGUUGCUGGGAAAACAGGUACGUCAAUCUUAAUUGAAGACUUGUUUUACAAUAUUCCAUCAAGACUGAGGUCUUUAAAAUCCCCUAGUGAGGAAUAUAACAAAAUUCUUGAUGUUAUAGGGAGAUAUGCCAUACAUUCGCAAAAUAUUGGGUUUUCACUAAAAAAAUUUGGCGACUCGCAAUUUCAUUUAAUGCUUAGAUCAAAUUUAACUAUCACAGAAAGGAUAAGAACCGUUUAUAGUAAUUCAGUAGCAAGUAACUUGAUAUUUUUGGAAUUGGAUCCUGUAGAAAAUUUGAAUUUUACGAAAAUAGAGGGCUAUGUUUCAGACUUGAAUUACUACGUUAGUAAUAAAAAAUCAAUUCAACCCAUAUUCUUCAUUAAUGAAAGGUUAGUUACUUGUGAACCACUCAAAAGAGCAUUGUUCCAUGUUUAUUCAAAUUACAUGCCGAAAAGUUCCAGUAGCAGUAAGCCAUUUCUCUAUUUCAACAUUUUGAUCGAUCCAAAAACAAUCGACGUAAAUAUACAUCCUACCAAAAAAGAGGUGAGGUUUUUAAAUCAAACAGAAAUUAUUGAAAAAAUUUCAAUGUUUCUCCAUGAGAAACUAGCAACCAUAGAUACAUCCAAGCUUUUCAAGACAUCUACCUUAACGACUGGUACUGGUCAAUUGGCAACCUCACAAAAAGUGAAAUCACAGCAAAAUUAUUCUAAUAGCAUUAAAAAUAGUAUAAAAGUAUAUGAACAUAAUUUGGUGAGAACUGACGCCUCGCAAUCCAAAAUUACAUCUUUUUUACAGUCAAGCUCCUAUUCAGACGCGGAUAAUAAUAAACCAGAACAAAGUACAGAUACCCAUGUCGACAACUUGUUAAACAGUGAGGAGCAUUUAGAUGUCCAAUCAAUUAAAAAGAAAAAUGUAUUUGAAGACGAUGAGUACAUAGAAGAUAACACAGACACCAUUAAAAGGCAGAGGAUUGACGCAGAGGAAGAGCGAGAACCAAAAAAAGUUAAUUCUGUAACUAGGGAAAGUAUAGUGGAUUUGUCACACUCCACAGAAGUCCCAGAGGCAACUAUAGCAUCUUCAUUACCUCAAAGGGGAACUAAUGGAGGGCUUAAGCGUAAUAGAUAUUCUAUUAUCAAAAAGGAACGGGUAAAUGUUAAUCUGACAAGCAUCAAAACUCUUAAGCAAAUGGUAGAUAAAUCAGUACAUCAUGACUUGACUCAAAUAUUUUCAGAUUUGAUAUUUGUUGGUGUUGUAGACGAGGAGAAGCGUCUCAUGUCAGUACAACAUGACCUGAAACUGUUCUUGGUAGAUUAUGGUUCCAUUUGUAAUGAGUUAUUUUAUCAGAUUGGUCUUACUGAUUUCGCAAAUUUUGGCAAAAUAAUUGUUCAAUCUUCCAGUAAGGACCUAACUUUGAUUAACUUGCUUUCUGUUUUCGACCUUGACAUUGAGAAAAAGCUCCAAAUGAUUUCAAAACUUUGGGAAAUGAGGGAAAUGUUAAGCGAGUAUUUUUCCAUUGAUUUGUCCACUGAAGGUGAUGAUAACAAUUUAGAAUCGGUACAACUUGUUUCUAUUCCACUUCUCCUGAAAAACUAUGACCCUCCUUUGUCAAAGUUACCAUUUCUCAUAUAUAGAAUAGGGUCAAAAGUUGACUGGGACAAUGAAGAGGCAUGCUUGGACGGAAUUCUAAGGCAAAUAGCAUUAUUCAACAUUCCAGAAAUCAUAGAAAAAAUUGAUACUACAGAUGAUCACAUACACGAAGAUGUUAAGGUUAACUUCGUUAACAAAUCUAAAAAGUUGUCAUACGAUAUUGAACAUGUUAUAGUGCCAUGCAUUAAAAGACGUUUUUUGGCACCAAGACACAUGUUAAAUGAAGUGAUUGAAAUCGCAAAUCUUCCUGGACUAUAUAAAGUUUUUGAAAGAUGUUGA
Molecule: messenger RNA, 2343 nt
Organism: Kazachstania africana CBS 2517
Lineage: Eukaryota; Fungi; Ascomycota; Saccharomycetes; Saccharomycetales; Saccharomycetaceae
Gene: MLH1
Product: mismatch repair ATPase MLH1
Exons: 1
Coding region: 1-2343 (780 amino acids)
Biological process (GO): mismatch repair
Cellular component (GO): MutLalpha complex
Molecular function (GO): mismatched DNA binding; ATP binding; ATP hydrolysis activity
Source: RefSeq, a predicted model, not a curated record